Penicillium odoratum is the source of this 3456-nucleotide messenger RNA. RefSeq names its product regulator of nonsense transcripts 2. The record is from RefSeq and is a predicted model, not a curated record. NCBI's taxonomy places the organism in Eukaryota, Fungi, Ascomycota, Eurotiomycetes, Eurotiales, Aspergillaceae. Gene Ontology annotation, biological process: nuclear-transcribed mRNA catabolic process, nonsense-mediated decay. Gene Ontology annotation, molecular function: RNA binding; protein binding. The coding region runs from base 1 to 3456 and encodes 1151 amino acids. The transcript has 6 exons. Gene Ontology annotation, cellular component: cytoplasm; exon-exon junction complex.
AUGGAGAGACAGAAGAAAAGAGAACUUCGCGAUCUGAAUGAGAGGGCAUGGGCAGGCGAGACUGAUGUAUUUACAGUCAGCAAGUCCCUCGAUUCGGCGCUCAAGAAGAAUACUGCCUUUAUCAAACGUCUCCGCACUGGUAUCAGCGCUUCCUCCUUAUCCACUUUCUUGUCCGACAUUCGUACGCUAUCCCUUCAUAAAUACCUGUCCGAGAUUAUCACCGCCUGCUAUGAAGGUGUAUCCAAGCUCAAGUCGCCUGGGGAGAUCGCCGCUGGAGUCGAGAUCGUAUGCGCUUUACAUCAGCGAUUUGGCCCGGCAGAGUUCACCCGGCAGAUCGGGUGGCUGCUUGGCCGUGGCUUGAGUUCCCCCGAUAAGGCAUCGCUCAAGGCCCUUCCCCUGGAGUAUCGUGAGCGGGAGGAAAAGGACCGACUAUCGCGACACCGAGUCCUCCUGCGCGUUGUCACGGAAUUAUGGCUCGUUUCCGUUCUGAAAACAUUGGAUGACGUCGAGCGGCCGGAAGACUUGGGCACGAAAAGCAAAGAUGGGGUGGUUGGGAUGGGGGGCAAGCAGUCAGACAUCCCACUCAAGUCGAGGAUACCGGCCGCGGCGAAGGAUCAGGAUAAGCAGGCAGACCCGUUCCCACUGGAAGUUUUAAAGGAUCUUUUGGGUUAUGACCGUGACCAUACCAAUCUUCCGCUUGCCGUUCUUUUUGUGAAGAGUUUCAGCUGGGACAUUCUAGGCACGACGCUUACGGACGAAGGUCGAAAGAACGUGGAAGCGGACGGGGUUACAAAGCAGGAAGCUUUGGAGGACAGCACGGAAGCUGCUUCUGAUGCUGAUCCACCGCUUAUCGCAGACAAGGUUCAACAACGGUUCAAGCAUAUCCUCAACCGUUACUUGGAUGAUGUCAAGGCGCAUGUUGUUCGCGAUCAGAGGGCUCUGGCUUUGCAGAGCCGCCGAAACGCCGAAGCAUAUGUCAAGAGCGGUGAAAUCUUCGAAGACCGUCAAUCCAACUUUGAGAAACAGACCAAGUCCCUCGAGAAGCUUGUUGCCAAUACCCAGGUUUUGUGCGAGGCCCUGGGGGUUGAAAUGCCUGAUUUGGCUGAGAAAGAGGUCAACGAUUCUGCAUCUAGCGGUGGCAUUGGCCUGGUAAAAACUACAGAUUAUCUACGCGGUCAAGGCGAAGGUGCCGGUAUCUGGGAGGAUGAGGAGGAGAGACGGUUUUACGAAAACUUGGUCGACCUGAAAGGAAAGGUCCCUGCGGUUCUGCUGGAGGACGGCAAGAAAAAGAAGAGCGAUGCCGAGGAAAGUAGCAAAAAGAAGGACGGAGACUCUCCCAUCGAACCCUCUGCAGACAAGCCCGAAUCCGAGGACAAAUCUGCGGCAGACCUUGAAGACCAGUCAAUGGCAAUCGCCAGUAAGACCGUGGGUGCGCAGGUUGAGUCUCUGCUUGGCAAGCUUCCGGAAUUGCAGAGUAAAGACCAGGUUGAUCAGCUCGCUCUGGACUUCUGCUUUGUCAAUUCAAAGGCAUCCCGCAACAGGCUUGUGAGGGCUGUCUCAGAUAUUCCCAAAGGCCGAAUCGAUCUCUUGCCAUUGUACUCUCGUUUAGUCGCUACUCUGGGCCAAUAUCUGCCAGAUAUCCCACAAGGACUUACAACAUACCUUGAUGAAGAGUUUCGAAGUCUGCAGAGGCGAAAGUCCAAGGAAUUUCUUGGCCAAGUGCGCCUGGCUAACGUACGGUACCUUGCUGAAUUGACCAAAUUUGGCGUAGUGCCAGAGCAUAUCAUCUUCCAUUGUUUCAAGGUCUCGCUCGAUGACUUCUCGCGAAUGAACAUAGAAAUCAUCGGCAACCUUUUGGAGAACUGUGGUCGGUAUCUGUUGCGCAACCCGGAGACAGCGCCUAGGAUGGCCUCGUUCUUAGAGACCUUGGGUCGGAAAAAGACCGUUCAGCAUUUGGCUCAAAAUGAACGCAUGGUGAUUGAAAAUGCCAUCUACUAUGUCGAUCCACCACCACGACCAGCCAUUCAGCAAAAGGAGCGCACGCCAAUGGAACAGUACAUCCGUCGGCUGAUCUACCUAGAUAUGAACAAGCGCAACUACACCAAGAUCUUGAAGUCUAUCCGCAAACUUCACUGGGAGGAGCAGGAGGUGGUCGAUAUUAUGGAGCGUGUUUUCAGCAAACCUGUUAAAGUGAAAUACGGCAGCAUUCAUCUUCUGGCAAUCCUUGUCAGCGCUCUCUACCGGUAUCACCAAGACUUCGUGAUCGGAGUCGUUGACAAUAUUCUGGAGCAAGUGACUCUCGGAUUGGAGCAGAACGACUUCAAGUUUAACCAGAAGCGUAUUGCUGAAGUCAAGUACUUGGGCGAGCUUUACAAUUAUAAGAUGAUUGACUCCCCCGUCAUUUUUGAUACGCUCUACCGCAUCGUCACCUUUGGCCACGAAGGAGGGACCCCAAUGCCUGGACGGAUCAUUGCGCUGGACCAACCAGAUGACUAUUUCCGAGUUCGUCUGGCUUGCACGUUGCUCGAUACCUGCGGUCACUGUUUUGAUCGGGGAUCCGCGAAGAAGAAGCUCGAUUUCUUCAUGGCUUUCUUCCAAUACUAUAUAUUUACUAAAGAUCCACUACCCAUGGAUGUUGAUUUCCUGGUCCAGGAUACCUACUCUUCCCUCCGACCCCAAUGGAAGCUGGCCACCGACCCGGAAGAGGCAACUAGCAUUUUCACCGAAGCUGUGGCUCAAAACUACAACGUUCAGGAUUCCGAGAGACCUAUCGACGCUGAUGAGGAUGACGCGGACAGUAGCUCUUCGGAGAUGGGCCUCGAGGAGGAUGCAAUUCAUGAUAUUGUGGAUGAGGGAGAGUCCAGCGAUGAGGCAGAGGCAUCUGGGCCAAAUCCGGAACCAGAGAUGGAUGGAGAAUCCGAGUCUGAAGAUGAGCAGAUUGUUGUCACGCGACAAGAAGAGGAACGGGAUCCAGAAGUCGAGGCCGACUUUGACCGAGAGUUCGAGAAGAUGAUGGCCGAGAGCAUGGAUUCUAGAAGAUUUGAACGCAAGGCGAUCUUCGAUAUUCCUUUGCCUAUGAAACGUCCCGCUCGAGAGGCAGCAGCCAAUGAAGCUCCUGAAUCCCCGGAGUCUAUUCCCGCGCUGCCUGUGGCAGUGGCACCCAAGACAAUGGCCUUCUCCUUGAUGACGAAGAAGGGCAAUAAGCAGCAGACUCGUACUAUCGAUAUGCCCUCUGAUUCAAGCUUUGCCGUUGCCAUGCGGAGUCAGCAGGCGGCGGAUCGUGAAGAGCAGCAGCGGAUCAAGAGUCUUGUCCUGAAUUAUGAGGCAGCGAAUGAACCCGAGCCUACCGAGACCUUUGAGAAGCGCAUUCCCGCUAGUCAACGGCUGGAAAAGUCAGGGGCCAAUCGAUCCGCCUUCCGAUCACGCAAGCUUCAGCUUAGUGACGUGAACUGGUAA